UCUGUCUCCUAAUAACCUGAGGGACCCGGCAGUUCCCAGCGCAGAGGAGCUCCAACCACUGCACCUGUCAACUGUGUAUUAAAAACCAACCUGUUGGAGGCAACAGAAACGAAGGAUGUGAACUUUCUCCUGAGAUCUCAUUUGGUAAAACAAUUCACCGACCUUUCUGUGAGCCGAUAAAUGUUAAGCCACACCGACUUUCCGAAGCGAGCCGUUAACCACUAAAGAUCAGAAGUUAACUACAAAAUCAGAUUCUUAGAUGUGAUUCUGAAAAUUAUAUCUUAGGUCAUUGUUUUUGUAAAUGCAGAUCAAAACUUUGUCUGAUUGGCUCAAAAGAUAGGCCAUCUAAGCAAUCUAAGAAGUCUUCAACCAUGGCUACCAAUGCCACCAUGGAAGCAGCAGACUUUGUUGUUAUCGUAAUUUACUUCAUUGUGGUGCUUGGGAUCGGCUUCGUGGCAAUGCGAAAAUCCAACCGAGGCACGGUGAGCGGCUACUUCCUGGCURGUCGCUCCAUGAACUGGUUCACCGUGGGAGCGUCUCUCUUCGUCAGCAACAUUGGAACUGAGCAUUUCAUUGGACUUGCCGGGUCGGGGGCCGCUAGUGGGUUUAGCGUGGCUGCAUGGGAAUUCAACGCUCUACUGCUGCUUCAGUUACUGGGCUGGGUGUUCAUCCCUGUGUACAUUCACUGUCAAGUCUACACCAUGCCAGAGUACCUGUCCAAGCGAUUCGGAGGAAAGCGCCUGAAAGUGUAUUUUGCGGCUCUGACUCUUGUGCUUUACAUCUUCACCAAGUUGUCUGUAGACCUCUAUUCAGGAGCCUUGUUCAUCCAGGAAUCCUUAGGGUGGAACCUUUAUGUUUCCAUCAUCGUCCUCAUCGUCAUGACAGCUGCGCUGACGGUCACUGGAGGCCUGGUCGCUGUCAUYUACACAGACACAGUCCAAGCAAUUCUGAUGAUCGCCGGAGCGCUCUGUCUGACAGGCAUCGGCUUCGCCAAAGUCGGAGGCCUUGAAGGGCUAAAAGAAAAGUACAUGCAGKCCAGUCCAAACAUCACUGCCAUUCUUCUGUCUUCACCUAAUCUGACAUAUUCUGAAUCCUGUCAGCAUCAUCUCCACCCAAAACCAAAUGCUCUGAAAAUCCUGCGAGGCCCAAAAGAUCCAGAUCUGCCCUGGCCUGGUUUCUUGCUGGGUCAGACCCCUGCCUCAAUCUGGUACUGGUGUGCAGAUCAGGUGAUYGUACAACGAGUUCUGGCCGCAAAGAACAUUGUUCAUGCCAAAGGGUCGACCAUCAUGGCAGGCUUCCUCAAAACUCUCCCCAUGUUUAUCAUGGUCAUGCCAGGGAUGAUUUCCAGGGUCUUAUUCACUGACCAGUUGGCAUGCAUUGGCCCAGAGCACUGCAUGCAGGUGUGCGGUUCUGCCGCCGGCUGCAGCAACGUGGCGUACCCUCGCCUCGUCAUGUCGGUGAUGCCCGUCGGUCUUCGCGGGUUGAUGAUGGCGGCCAUGAUUGCUGCUUUGAUGAGCGACUUGGACUCUAUCUUCAACUCUGCGAGCACCAUAUUCACGUUGGAUAUUUACAAAAUGCUGCGAAAGGACGUGUCGCCCAAGGAGCUGGUGAUAACUGGCAGGCUUUUUGUCRUCGUUAUGGUGGCCCUCAGCAUUGCUUGGGUGCCAGUUGUCAUCGAAAUGCAAGGGGGGCAAAUGUUUUAUUACAUCCAAGAGGUGUCCGAUUAUUUAACGCCCCCUGUGGCGGCGCUGUUCCUGCUCGGUGUUCUGUGGCAGCGCUGCAACGAGACCGGUGCCUUUUGGGGUGGAGUGGUAGGCUCUGCUCUUGGCUCGCUGCGGUUGCUCUUGGCCGUAGUUUACAAAGAACCAUACUGCGGCMAGCCGGAUGAGCGACCGUCCUUCAUCAAACAAAUCCAUUUCAUGUAUGUGGCAGCCAUCUUGUUUUGGGUAUCGGCCAUAACGACUGUCAUUGUGAGUCUCUGCACACCUCCGCCGGAAAAACAGCUAAUCAGAACUACGACUCUGUGGGGGUUAAGGCAGAGAAUGAAGUUUAACAAACUAGCAACAGGUCAAGGUGAAGAAAACCUUAACAAAACAAACGCAACUGAAAAUGGAGGUGGUGGUGUUGGUGAAGAAACGCUCCAUACCGACCAAAAGAACCUCAGGAGCACUGAUGGUAGAGAUGAAAACACUCAAUCGACCAAUGGGAACAUAAUCCCAGCCCGAUCAUCACUACAGAAUGGCUCGUAUGAUGUGAUAGCUGAGCCUAUGCAGGAGGGCGAGGGAGAUGGGAGAGAAGUGAAGGAUGUGGAAGAGGGGAAGGAGUGCCAAUUGGGGGAAGGAGGAGACUCUGUGAAAGUUUGUGGGGGUAUUUGUGGCCGCCGGAAGAAAUCUUCGCAGACUCAGGUCAUCACAGCUCAGGAGCAGGAGAGGAUUGUAAAUAAGCUUCUUUAUGAACCUCCCAGAAUCCGAAUCAUACUAAACACAGCACUGGUACUGAUUUGUGUGAUUGGAAUCUUUCUUUAUUUGUAUUUCUCCUUAUAGACAGCAAAAAUUCUCUUAAAACGAGGUCCUGCUCCUAAAUUUUUUUCUUAUUUCCCCGAAUUUACGGUAAUUUUAUGRCACCAUGUUGCGGCAUACAGUGCACUUGCACCACUUCAGAUAAUAAUACUUCCAAGUCAUACUCAAAACUUUUUUAAAUGCUUCUCUGUCACGAUAUUGACUAAUAUUGGUUACUGUAUAUCGUGGAGUGCUGGCAGCUGGCCAGACACCAUCAGUGCUUCUUCUUUUUUAUUUUUUUAUUUUUUAUUGAAAAUAAUUGGUCUGUUUUGUCACAUGCGUCUGACAAAUGUGCGGUGCUCUUACAGCUCACAGCUAAAGCAAAUCAUUUAUUUUUAAAGAUUUACUGUACACAUUGUAAAAGCAUUUCAUUCAGGUACUGUGUCAUUUUCUAAGAACAGAUGUAAUAUCUGAUGAUCUGUAAGGUAUUUAUUGUGAAACAUCAUUGUGAACUGUAAUCCAGAUGACUGCUCUGUUUAUUUUGAACAUAAGUAGUUUGACUGGAUUCAGUGAAGCAGAGGAAAUGGAAAAUUUUGAAGGUUUUUGAUCAGAUGUUCUGACUGAGAUGGAUUAAACGGCAUCGAUGUGAA
Molecule: messenger RNA, 3148 nt
Organism: Poecilia reticulata (guppy)
Lineage: Eukaryota; Metazoa; Chordata; Actinopteri; Cyprinodontiformes; Poeciliidae
Product: sodium/myo-inositol cotransporter
Biological process (GO): inositol metabolic process; myo-inositol transport; transmembrane transport
Cellular component (GO): plasma membrane
Molecular function (GO): D-glucose:sodium symporter activity
Source: RefSeq, a predicted model, not a curated record